GCGGCAUUGUCUCUCCCCUUUCUCUGUCCGGGAACCCGACCGCCACCCCUGCCGGGUGAGUGCGGUGACUGACAGCUCCUCGCAGCCAGUGGCCGGAGCGCUGCGCGGCGGAGCCCGGCGCCCGUCUCCUCGGUGACCGGGGGAGCUGGUGCCUCAGUAGAGUAGCCGGAGUCCUGGGGGACGGAGAGCUUCAUCAGUUGAAGGAGUCAUAACUUAUGUAGUGUGAAACAUGACAAAAAGCUGGACUAAUUAAAAACUUUCAUGCUCCAGGAGAAAAACCCAAGAUGUAUAGGCCGGGGGAGACAGUCAAACGUCGACUCAACAUGCAUGCUCCUCCUCGGAUAAGAAGUGUGGAAGUUGCAAGAGGAAGAGCUGGCUAUGGGUUUACCCUUUCCGGACAAGCUCCUUGUAUUCUUAGUUGUGUUAUGAAAGGAAGCCCUGCAGAUUAUGUUGGACUUAAAGCAGGAGAUCAAAUAUUUGCAGUUAAUGAAAUUAAUGUGAAAAAAGCCUCUCAUGAAGAUGUGGUGAAACUUAUAGGAAAAUGUUCUGGAGUGCUGCACAUGGUCAUUGCUGAAGGGAUUAGUCAUAUAGAUUCAUGUUCUAGUGAUGAAGAAGUUGGUUUUUAUGAUGGAAAGGGCUGGCUGAAACCAAAACCUGACUCCAAAGCUCUAGGUAUAAAUAGAGCAGAGAAAGUUGUCGAAGAAAUGCAGUCUGGUGGCAUUUUCAACAUGAUCUUUGAGAAUCCUUCUCUUUGUGCUGGUAACUCAGAGACUUUGACCCCAAAACAAAGAUCGUUUUCAGAUUCUGCUGCUAUUAAAUUUGAAACUGGAAAUGAAAGUAUAAACAACCCAAACCUACUGUCCAAGGAAGAAAUAUCCAAAGUCCUGAAUGAUGAUUCAGUUUUUAGAAUUGGACUGGAGAGCGCCGAAGACUUUGGAUUAGAUGCAAGCAUUUUAAAUGUUGCCAUGAUUGUAGGUUACCUAGGCUCAAUUGAACUUCCUUCAACAACCUCAAAUUUGGAAAACGAGAGUUUGCAGGCUAUUCGUGGAUGCAUGCGACGUCUGCGAGCAGAGCAAAAAAUCCAUUCAUUAGUGAUGAUGAAGAUUAUGCAUGACUGUAUUCAGCUCUGCAGUGACAAAUCAGGUGUGGUGGCAGAAUAUCCUGCAGAGAAGCUGGCAUUCAGCGCUGUUUGCCCGGAUGACCGAAGAUUCUUUGGACUGGUUACGAUGCAGACAAAUGAUGAUGCAAGCUUGGCUCAGGAAGAUGAAGGGGUUCUGAGGACAUCUUGCCACGUGUUUAUGGUGGAUCCUGAAUUAUUUCAUCAUAAAAUUCACCAAGGCAUAGCAAGACGUUUUGGACUGGAAUGUACAGCAGAUCCAGACACAAAUGGCUGUCUAGAAUUUCCAACGUCAUCUCUACCUGUUCUUCAGUUUAUUUCUGUCCUUUACAGGGAUAUGGGGGAAUUGAUUGAGGGAAUGCGUGCAAGGGCUUUUCUUGAUGGUGAUGCAGAUGCUCAUCAGAAUAAUAGUACAAGCAGUAACAGUGAUAGUGGAAUUGGAAAUUUUAAUCAAGAGGAGAAGAAUAAUAGAGUUUUAGUGGUUGAUUUAGGAAGCAAUCCAAGUAAACAUAUUCCUAACAGUAUGUGGGAAAAUCCAGUAGGAAGGGGACAAAAUCAGUCUGCUUCCCAUUGGAAUGGCUUCUGUCAUGAACAAGAAGGAAACAUUCCUUUAGAAGUAAUUCAGAAUGAUAAAUCCCAAAAUUUAAACAAACACUUAAGUCCUUCUGCUCGUAUUGAAGUUCCACUGGUUUCUGCUCGAAAUUCAGUACCCCCAUCUAAGAAAAGUGCUGCAGGCAUAGGCAAUCAAAGAUGGUUGCCUGUGCAUGUGUUACAAGAAUGGCAACACGGCAACGCUAGCGACCAGGAGUCUUACACGGAUUCUACAGAUGGCUGGUCAAGCGUUAACUGUGGAACUCUCCCCCCUCCAAUGAGUAAGAUUCCCGCUGACAGAUACAGAGUCGACGGCACUUUUGGCCAGCCACAGUUAAAAUCUCAUAAAAAUGAAUGGUCUAAGAAGAUGUUUUGCAUGCAAAACAAGUUUGGCCCUCAGCACUUUAUUAGGAAGUCUAAAGAAGAUAAAAAGGGUGCAAAAUUUGGACAUCCGUUGGGAUUAACUCAGGCUCCUCCCCAGCGUUCUUCUGUUCGAAGAUCAUUUGGAAGAUCGAAGCGAUUUAGUAUUACUCGUUCACUGGAUGACCUUGAGUCAGCAACUGUCUCUGAUGGAGAAUUGAACAGCACUGAUUUAAAAGACUGCAUCAGUGAGAAUAGCCUCAGUAGCAAUGCUAGUCUUCCCAGUGUACAGAGCUGUCGACGACUUCGAGAAAGAAGAGUUGCAAGUUGGGCUGUUUCUUUUGAGCGUCUUCUUCAGGAUGCUGUUGGCAUUAAAUAUUUUUCUGAAUUUCUACGGAAGGAAUUUAGUGAAGAAAAUAUUUUAUUUUGGCAAGCCUGUGAAUAUUUUAACCAUGUACCAGCACAUGAUAAAAAAGAGCUUUCUUACAGAGCUCGAGAGAUCUUCAGUAAGUUUUUGUGUAGCAAAGCUACAACCCCAGUUAAUAUUGAUAGCCAGGCACAGCUGGCAGAUGAUAUUCUCAAUUCUCCACAUCCAGAUAUGUUCAAGGAACAGCAACUUCAGAUUUUUAACCUGAUGAAGUUUGAUAGCUAUACACGCUUUCUCAAAUCCCCCCUUUACCAAGAAUGCAUCCUGGCUGAAGUAGAAGGUCGUCCUCUUCCUGAUCCUCAGCGCGUUCCCAGCAGCCCCACUUCUAAACACAGUAUCAGUUCAGAGAAGUCCAAUAUCUCUACACCGAAAAAGUUAAGUGGUAAAUCAAAGUCAGGAAGAUCCUUAAAUGAAGAGUCAGGAGAGGAGGAUGCUGAGAAGAAAAAGAGGGGAACAUUUUUCUCAUGGUCAAGAAGUAAGAGUUUGGGAAAAUCACAGAAGAGAAAAGAAAAUGGUGAUUAUCAGAAUGCAGAUUCUAUUCAGCCCAAUGGAUUAUCCUACAGACGGGAAUCACAAGGCUCCAUGUCAUCAGCUGCUAGUCUUGACUUGUCGGAAGCCUCUAGAUUACCUGCAUUUGUACCAGAUAAAGAGAAAUCCCCCAAAUACUGCUCUGUAAACCUUCCAGAUGGUUCGUCCAGCAAAAUGGUUGUUAAAUCCGGAUUCUCUAUCAAAGAGGUGCUAUCUGGACUCUGCGAGAAACAUGGCAUUAACAUAGCUGCAGUGGAUCUUUUUUUAGUUGGAGGUGACAAGCCACUUGUAUUGCACCAAGACAGUAGUAUCCUGGAGUCUCGGGACCUACGUUUAGAAAAACGCACUUUAUUUCGGCUGGAUCUUGUUCCAAUCAAUCGAUCAGUUGGUUUGAAGGCUAAACCCACAAAACCAGUAACAGAGGUCUUAAGGCCUGUGGUUGCAAAAUAUGGUUUAAAUCUUAAUGAACUUGUGGCAAGACUAAAUGGUGAGCAGGAACCACUUGAUCUUGGUGUCCCUAUAUCUAAUCUGGAUGGUCAGCGGGUUGUUCUAGAUGAAAAAGAGCCAACAAAGGGUAGAGUGUUUACAGAUAAACAAAAAGGUGCAUCAGUAAAACAGAGUGCAACUGUAACAACUUCUUCAAGAAAUCAAGUAUCUACCGGAGAGGGAAGAACUCUAGGAAAGUCUAAUUCUAUCAAAAUGAAAGGCGAAAAUGGAAAAAAUGCUAGGGAUGCCCGGCUGUCAAAGAGAGAAGACUCUAUUGCAAAGAUUGGGAAAAAAAAAUGUCAGAAAAUUAAUUUGGAUGAAGCAGAGGAAUUUUUUGAACUCAUAUCCAAAGCUCAAAGUAACAGAGCAGAUGACCAACGUGGACUGCUAAGGAAAGAAGACCUUAUUCUGCCUGACUUUCUUCGUUUACCGCCCACUGGACCAGAACCAUCCUCAUCUACUCCAGCAGGCCCUAAAGGCCUCAACAAGAGAGUUUCGAAAAGUGAUGGCAAGGAUGGAUGUACAUCACCAAGUGGAAAACUGGAGUCUGUACAAAACUAUAAUGAAAAUUCAGUUAAGAAAAUGGGUUACUCGGAAAAUAAACAUAAAGCUGCUUUGACAGCGGUCAACAGUCAGAAGACUUAUGGUGUUCCUUUUAAUACCCCAUUGUCUCCAAUUCCACAUGCACAGGAAAACAGUACAACAAUAUGGAAAAGGCAAUCAAGAGAAUUAGAAGCUGAAGGCAUACAGAUGGUAGAUGAUGAGAAUGUGGCAGACUUGACUCUUGUGGCUGAAGGAGAUAUUAGUAGCCCUAACAGCACUUUGCUGCCACCGCCACCACCAACACCACCGUCAGACAUCAGUAAACUCACAGAAGCCAACUAUCCACCCCCAACUCCUUUUGCAGGUAAUCAGGAAAAAUCUGGAUAUCAAAGAUCCAAUUCAGGUGCAAACCACAAAAAGAGAAAAGAUUCACAAGAGGCUUCAGGAAGCGCCUGCGAGCAGACCUCUCACAAAACGAAGACCAGCAGAAGCGUUAACCCUCCUGGCGUGCGAGAGAAGCCCCCUAAGGAGCUCCCUGUAAACAGGAUAAUCGAUGUGGAUGGAGUCAAGCUGGAAGACGCUGGCACCCGCUCCUGCGAUGACUCUGAAGGCAACCUCAGCUUUGAAGGCUACAUCUCGGAGCUGAGGUCUUGCCAAGGGAGAAUGAGGACUGGAGUUUAUAGGACAUCAGACCUUCCAUCUCUGAUUAGUGUCAAGAGUGAGAAAAAUAAGGGCACGGAGAAUCAAUAUAAAGCUACUUUUGUUUAAGUCUCUGUUUUCAGUUAAGAGCUCUGGUAUUUUUGCCUGGCAUCAGCAGCAAUGGAGAUAUGCCUUAGGGACAUGUUUCUGCAAGUUGUAAGCUGUUUUCAGUACCCGUUGCCUUCAGUGAGACUGCAGUCUGUUUCUGCAGGGGUCAGAAAUGCAGAAUGAAAAAGUAGUAUUUCAGCAAAGCAAUGGAGAUAGUUGUUUUUGUUCUCUUACUGUUUCUAUGAUGUCAUUUUCCCUGUCAUGAUUCAAUUGCACAGUGCAAUUAAAAUUAUCAUGGUUUCCACCCCUAUCCUUCAGUGUCUUUAAUAAAGACAAACUUAUUUUAAAUUCCCCUAUCCAAAAUUUUUAUUUAGGAUGAGUUCACUUUAAUGUUCUAAGGGUUUUCCUGGUCUGCAAGAUUCCCUUACAUUGGUAGACUUGUAAAAUGGAAGUAAAAUCAGUUAUUGUUGUAAAAAGAUUAGGAUUAUUUUGUUAGUAUCUUCCUACCUGUCUGAUAACAAUUGAGAAGAGGUCUAGGUGGAAUUCAGUCUUGUUUUACAGGUUAUCUGGAUGGAUAUAUGCAAUAAGACCUACAUUAUGCAAGCAGGAACUGAGAAGCAAAAAAACCUGUGAAUUUCUUGUGCUGAGAAGAAUAGCUGCUCCAGUAGCCUACACUGGUGAUGUUUCCACAGCAGAAAUAUAUAUACUAAUUACAUAGUGGUGGGAGGGUCACCCAGGUCCCUGCUCAGCACUGUUCUCUUGGUGUCUUGGCUUCAGGAGAAGUUGGAUUUUUUUAUUGCUUUUACAUAAGAAGUUAAGUGCACCUCAUUCUUCUUGUAGAUUAUAGUAUUUUUAGUUAAUCUUCUGGCCUUGAGCAGAGUUUUGAGAGAGAAAGAAAAGAUACUUAAUAAUACUAAACAUACGGCUUUUGCCAUCUUCUCCUUUUCCUCCUUUCCUGUUUCUUCAGAGAGAGUUAUGAGUCUGGAUGGGCAAAGGGGUAUGUCUGAAACAAUAUUGAGUGUAUAUGUUGAACUAUCCUGAUGGUUCACUGCUCUGAGAUUGCUGUGACACUCAGACAGUCAUGUUACAUAGCCCCUAGGCUGCAGAUCCACACGGGCAGUAAGUCAAAAGCAUUUCUGUAAUUAUCCAUUAACUUAUCUUUCUUUGCUCCUUCUUACUGAAGCCUACCAAGAUUUGUGAAGUUUUUGAAUAGCAGAGAUUAUUGGAGGCAGUUACUCAGUUUUUUAAACUCAGUUUGUAAUGAGAAAGGUGUACAGAUUUGUAUAAAUUUACAACACUAAAGUAAGAUUUCUAAAGCUUAAGAAUUAUAAGUCAGAUACUCUAGUGAUAGAAAUGGACAUAGCACCCAUUAGCUUUAAUAGUGUUUCAUGCUUUUUCCCUGGUGAGUACUUUCACUGCUGAUAUUGAGGAAUACACUUGUUAACAUUAGGUUCGACUCGGUGUGUGAAUGAAUGAGAGUAUAUGCUGUUCCCUGAAAACUUUCAAAUUAAAACUGAAUUGAGAGUCACGCUAGAAUCAUGCUGGUGUUACAGUUUUAGAAACCUGGGGUAUUUACAGUGGUAUUGCGAGGCUUUCAGUUCCAGAUGGUAGCUAAAAAUUGUUUUCUAAUGACAAUGAAUGAAAUGAAGUGGUUAUCAGAGCUCACUUCCCAGCGUGGCCGCGUAUCCGUGCCAGGGAAACACGGUAGCACCUUGAAUCAGAGCAGGGAGUGAGGGAACAGGCUUGGAAACCGAUGUGACUUGAUACCACGCUUUAACGGGCUGUGCUAUCCGAGUAUAUCUGUGACAUAAGUGUAAGCAACCCAACUUCGCAGCCGCUCAGACUACACCUGAGCUGAGGGUAAAGAGGCAAAAGGGGAAAGUUUUUGUACUGUUUACUCAUUUUGAUCCAUAGGAUAUGUCGUUACAUAUUUUAUUAUAUAUCGUCUGUAGUGGGACACAACAUAACUAAAUAGUAUUAGCCCAGUGAUAGUGAGAAAUAUUUAAAACAGCUCUGUAUUUUUUAAGUGUUUUUGCCAUGUUUGUUUCUUAUUGUUUUUUGGUGGCCUUUUGAUAUUAAUUUGUUGCCUGUAAUAGAGUAUUUAUUUGCACAGAUGAGUGUGCAAAAAAUUUUUUUUCCUAUCUUCCAGCAAAUUAUUUGCUUUGUUCUAAUCAAGACCAACAUUACAUGGGUAAAACUCGAGAGGGGGCUCUCUGACCUUUGCACUUUCCUUGUGUCUGGGAAAAUGAAAACCUGAUCUCAUACAGGUAAAAACUUGAAACUGAAAUGCAGUAAUUAGAGUCUGUAAUAAUCACUGAUUGAUGUUUCAGAUGAAACAAGGUAGCUUAGCUUACAUUGGGUAAGUGCCCCUUAGUGACUUACUCCUGGAGAGCAACAGAGAAUUCUUCAGCUAGAGACAGAGACAGCUGAAGGGAGAUAAAAUGUCUUAAAAAGGUUGAGUGCCAUGAAAAGGGUGGAUAGGGGUUGACAAUUCACUGUCUUUGCUAACACAAGAAUUAAGGAACACCAGAGGAAGCUAGUAGAAGCCAGGCUGAAAAAGAAGAGGUGUCUCUUCACGCACUACUAUUAGGCUGGUGAAACCCCCGGACAAGGGAUGACGAGGAUGUGAGAUGAUCACUAGGGCUGCACUUGGAAGAAGUUAAGAGAGACCUAUUGGGGGCCACUAAACAGGCAAAGCACGCAGGAUCCAGGAAACAUGUUGAGCUGCAAAUCACUGGAGGUGGAAAAGAGCUGUCGGUGAAACAGUCCCUGUGCUCGCUGGGCUCUUGCUCUUCCCUGCACAUGCAGUUCGGGUCACAGCCGCAGGCAGCGCAGCGCUCACCGGACCUUUGCCUGAACCACUACAUCCAAGCUUAUGUUUCUGUAAGACCUUUUUUCAGCCAGAGCUCCUAUUUCAACCAAAAGAUGUUCUGAGAUCUUGCAUGGACCUUCGCUCAGGUGCCUGGGCCUGCGCCUGCAGUUCCUGUGCUUCGCUUGCCAGGGAAUGAGGUGAAAUCCUACUGUUUGAGCCAAGGAGCUGCUUGUGGAAAAUUCAGACGUACAAAAUUCAAGACCAUUUUGCUCUUCAGCCUCUGCAAAUCCCUGUCUGGUAGAACCCGAUCCAUAUCUGGUUACCUUAAGUUGUGAGGAUAGAGUUAUAGCACUAGGACAGGGUAUGUUUACCUAAGAGAAAAUGUGUAUUUAGCAUAGUUCUUUCACCAUCUUUUGAAGGCAGUAGAAUUUAAUUUCUUUUCUUUCCAAAAGCUUCUGAGCUCAAAAAAGAAAAGCUGUUUUAAAAUUCUGAAUGCAGUAAACGAAAUUUGACUGUACCAAAGACUCAAAUGGAAUUUGACAGCACUGGGGAAUCAAGCUGAGGGCAGGGAGAUGAAGGAUGUAAAAGAACUGAGUUUUCUCUAACACAGGGAAAAAAGACUUGGCACAAUGCUGGAAAUCCUGUAAACAAAGGAACAUGGGAAAAAAAUAUUCUUCCAUGUACUGCACUGUUUUAUUCAAAAGCAAACCUGAAUAUGAAAUGCCAACUAUUGGAAUAUUGUUUAAAACAAUGACUUCUUAGCUAGGAAAUUCAUUACUUAGAAUAAUAUUAGCUGUACUUUUCAGUAUCUGGCAGAAUAUAAAAUCUAAACCUGCUGGUAUCAGUUGCGGCAGAUCAUGGAGUUAAUAAAAAUGAAUGUGUA
Molecule: messenger RNA, 8494 nt
Organism: Dromaius novaehollandiae (emu)
Lineage: Eukaryota; Metazoa; Chordata; Aves; Casuariiformes; Dromaiidae
Gene: RGS12
Product: regulator of G protein signaling 12
Exons: 18
Coding region: 285-4820 (1511 amino acids)
Biological process (GO): signal transduction; regulation of G protein-coupled receptor signaling pathway
Cellular component (GO): plasma membrane; nucleus; cytoplasm
Molecular function (GO): GTPase activator activity; protein binding
Source: RefSeq, a predicted model, not a curated record